AUGAUUAUUGACUGGUGGGUAUCAGAUUUCUGAUUAAUACAGCUUUGAAGGAUUGAUGAUGCGUCAUUGGCGUAUUGAGAGACUCUGAUGUCAAGUGAGAGAGAUUUAUGGUUAAUUCGGCGCAGUUCAGUAAGCAUGACUAUGGAGCUAUUUUUGCGAAUUUGUGGGGCUGGGUGUGAUAAAGCUUAUUUCUAUGAGAAGGAUCCAGAAGACGGUUCGCUGUUUUGAAUAACUUGGUAA
Messenger RNA from Blepharisma stoltei, 240 nucleotides. The record is from the annotation of a GenBank genome assembly. Lineage: Eukaryota; Ciliophora; Heterotrichea; Heterotrichida; Blepharismidae.